GGCCUGCAUAGGUAAGACACUAGCAAGCUGGCUGCCGGCCCAAAACAGGUCCCGCUGGCUGUGAUAGGCUUGAAUAAGCUUGGUGACGUCUUCAGUAGCAUCAAUUAUCUUCGAUUGCUCACGUGCAACGCGAAUUUCGCAGCGCUACGUACACUGAGCUUGCACAGACUGCACUGUCACACGCGCUGCUCGCGUGCGAAUUGCUGGGGCGCGCGACGCGCCAGCAACUAGACUGACUGCAAAAUGUCCGAAGACACGCGCAUCUUGAUAAACGCCGGCGGCCGCGUGUUUGAGACCUCCACGACGACGCUGAAGCUGUCGGGCGCGGGCUACUUCGAAGCGUUGCUGGGCGACACUGGCACGCAGAUGCGUGGCAGAAAGCGCGCGAGGCCUGGUGACGAUGCGCCGGAGGUCACAGGUUCCGCCGAAGACGACGCGCCUGGCGCCCCUCGCGAGAUAUUCAUCGACCGCGACCCGGACGUGUUCGCCGACGUGCUGCGCUACAUGCGGUCGGAUCGCCUGCCUGCCGCGGCGGCAAAAGAUGAGGAUCGUCUCGAAGACCUGAAGGCGGAGGCGGAAUUUCUCUGCUAUGACGCGUUGUCGAUGGCCUGCGACGCUGCGAUUGACGCUAUGAGGGCUGCCGAGGCCGCUGCGGCCGCUGCGGCCGCUGCCAAGGUGAUCCCCGAGGCGAGAAACUUGAUCAUAGAGACGCAAGCCGAAACAGACGACUAUGGUGAUGAUGCGAGCAUUCAUGUUCCAAAGGGCCAGGUUCUUUACGUUGUGUCUGCAAUGCUAAUAAUCAGCCAGCCCCUCCAAGACCUCUUCAACGCGCAGAGGAGGCAUAAAGGAGCAUUUCUCCGUCUGGAGGCGUGUGGCAAACCAAUGAUCUUGGUACAACAUUGGUUGAAAUCAGAACUCGGUGGAUUCGAUGUCAUGCAUGGGAUUCGCCUCUGCUUCAGUGGUGGAGAAGAAGAGGAAGUUAAGCUCUCUAGCUACGGUCUCAACUUCCAGAUCAACGCAUGGGUCGGCCAUCCGUCCAAGAUCCCCGGCCUCGCGCACGCGCAGGCGCAGCUGAGCGCCUAGGAUGUACCUCUAAGUACUUGUGUAGAA
Pelagomonas calceolata is the source of this 1110-nucleotide messenger RNA. NCBI's taxonomy places the organism in Eukaryota, Pelagophyceae, Pelagomonadales, Pelagomonadaceae. The record is from the annotation of a GenBank genome assembly.